Messenger RNA from Tetrahymena thermophila SB210, 1263 nucleotides. RefSeq lists its product as hypothetical. The transcript has 4 exons. The record is from RefSeq and is a predicted model, not a curated record. Lineage: Eukaryota; Ciliophora; Oligohymenophorea; Hymenostomatida; Tetrahymenidae.
AUGGAGCUUGAAGAAUCUCAUUCUCACAAUACAAAUUCAUCAGAGGUUGAUUCAUACUAAUACAGCUCUAACUCAGUCGAAAAAGAUAGUUCAUAGAAAUCUACUUGCUCUGAACUGUAACCAUUAUAAAUUGUAAAAACUGUAAUCAAAAGAGCAAAAAAAAUUCCUAUUUUUUUGCAGAAGUUGAGUAAGUAAAAAAAAAAAGAACAAUUAAAAAAGUAUAAUUUUUUGAUUUCGCCUCUAUGUUUUCUUCCUAGCGAACUUUUGGAUGUUUAUGCAAACGGAGACGUUAUUCUCGAGUAUGAUUUCUUAAAAGACCCUGAGACAAAUAAAAAAACUUUAAAUUGGUCAUAUAUUAAAUAAAUCACUAACGUAGAAGUGAAGGAAGAUAUGAACACUAUUGAAAUUCGUUAAAGUGUAAAUGUAGAACAAAAAAAAGAUUUACAACAUUUGUAUAAUAAAUAUAUAAAUACCCCUGACUAGAAAACGCACGAACUAGGAAUCGUUCUCCGCUAGUUCGAAAUAUAGAAGACAGAAAUUUUGAACAGUUUUUUCAAUAUGGUUAAAAUGAACCCAAAUAUCUUAGAACCUCUCUUUAAACUUCAAUAAAAAUAUGUAGCUGCUUGUCUUGAUUGGAUUAAAAAAAAUAUAAGCCAGAAUAAGUAUUUUUUUUAUGCAUUUGGAAGCUAUAACUAAAAGUUUAAACAGUAUGAAUAAAACCAUAUAGGAUUCAGCAAGCCUCUACUUGAAUUACUUGGUUUUGAUGGAGAAAGCUUUAAGAAUUACAUUUUAAGGAAAGGAAGAUUUGAAAUUUAUAAUUCGCUUUCUAGAAUGGAGAUGAUUAUAUAAAAAAUCUAAUAUGGAAUUGAGUCAUGGUCAGAAAAAAAAUGGGAUGUCGUUUUACUCACAAUUGAAGAUAUUCCUGUUUACUGUUAGCAAAGAAAGUUAGCAAUUUCAAUCAAAUAAUUUUAAGAUAUCAUUUAAGAAUACAAACUUUAGAAUAUUAUUAAUGAAAGUUGGAUUGAUUUCAUUAAUCUUUGUGGAAUAACUGAAUUCUUUAUUGAUGAAAACUAGAUACAAAAUGUAUUAAAUUAAAGAAGAUAAAUAAAUUAAUAUGAUCCCAUAUCCGAUUUAGCCUACACAGCUCAAAGUGAAAUAUUGAUAGAAAAGUUUUAUAAAAGUGAGUAUGAAGAUAUUUAAAAAAAGUAAUAAUAAUUUUAAAAUAACUACUAUACUUAAGAUGAAAAAAUAAUAAUAAAAUGA